Molecule: messenger RNA, 1236 nt
Organism: Eublepharis macularius
Lineage: Eukaryota; Metazoa; Chordata; Lepidosauria; Squamata; Eublepharidae
Gene: SLC35G2
Product: solute carrier family 35 member G2
Exons: 1
Coding region: 1-1236 (411 amino acids)
Cellular component (GO): plasma membrane
Source: RefSeq, a predicted model, not a curated record
AUGGAUACAUUACCUUCCAAACAAUAUCCAGUGACAAAACGAGUGAAAAUUCACCCCAAUACAGUGACAGUGAAAUAUACCUCCCAUUAUCCACAACCUGGAGAAGAAUAUGAAGGAGCUAGUGAAGACAAUGAUAGCUUUGAAGAAGAUAAUCCAAAGAGGAGGCUGCUGAGUGAUGGACGAAGGAAAGGAAGGUCCUUCUUUGGAACGAUUGACAUCCCUUCUCAGGCCACACAAAAGACAGACGCCAACAAGAGUGAGCAAGGACAAAGUUUCAUGGAAGGAAACAUUUUUCAAUCCAGAAAGACUUGGGCUGUGCUUUUGGGAUCUGCUUUGGCCCACGGUUGUGUAGCCCUGAUAACUAGAUUAGCUUCUGAUCGUUCCAAAGUGCCAUCUCUAGAACUGAUCUUCAUUCGAUCUGUCUUACAAGUGUUUUCUGUCUUAGUUGUAUGCUAUUACCAAGAAGACCCUUUUGGACCAAAAGGCCACAGAUUGCGACUGUUUUUCUAUGGAGUGUGCAAUGUUAUUUCCAUUUCUUGUGCUUACACAUCCUUCUCAAUAGUACCUCCAAGCAAUGGGACUACAAUGUGGAGAGCAACCACCACAGUCUUCAGUGCCAUUCUGGCUUUUUUACUAGUAGAUGAGCGCAUGGCUUGUGUUGAUGUAAUUACUGUGCUGAGUAGUGUUUUUGGUGUUUGUCUGGUCAUGAUCCCCAACAUCGUUGAUGAAGAAAGUUCUCUGCUGAAUAUCUGGAAGGAGGCCUUUGGUUACACUAUGACUGUUUUAGCAGGCGUAACCACUGCUCUCUCCAUGAUAGUAUACAGAUCAAUUAAAGAUGAUGUCAGCAUGUGGACAGCACUGUUUACCUUUGGUUGGACUGGCACACUGUGGGGAGCUUCUACCAUGUUUUUUCUUCAAGAGCCAAUUAUUCCACUGAAUGGAGAAAGCUGGGGCUAUCUCAUGGGCAUCUGUCUGUGUUCCACAGUGGCUUUUCUGGGUGUCUAUUAUGCCUUGAGCAAAUUCCAUCCAGCCUUGGUCAGCACAGUACAGCAUCUGGAGAUUGUGAUAGCCAUGGUCCUUCAGCUUCUUGUCUUACGCAUCUUUCCCAGCAUUUAUGAUAUGAUUGGGGGAGCUAUUAUAAUAAUCAGUGUAUUUUUUCUUGCAUGUUAUAAACUGUCUUGGAAGAAAGUAAAAAGGCAAGAUUAUCAAGAGAUACUGGAUUCUUCCAUUAAGUGA